Cebus imitator (Panamanian white-faced capuchin) is the source of this 753-nucleotide messenger RNA. It is a transcript of the gene PCP2, whose product is annotated as Purkinje cell protein 2. The transcript is spliced from 4 exons. The record is from RefSeq and is a predicted model, not a curated record. Gene Ontology annotation, molecular function: protein binding; guanyl-nucleotide exchange factor activity. Bases 300 to 674 code for a protein of 124 amino acids. Lineage: Eukaryota; Metazoa; Chordata; Mammalia; Primates; Cebidae.
CUGAGUGCCAGGCCCCAGGGUAGAGGGCAGAGCUCUCCGUGUGGACCCCUGUUGAUGGGAAAUGCUGGGACCUGGGGGUGGCUCCUGGGCUGUGUUUCCCUGAUUCGUGUCCCAGCUCUCAGGCCACACUCCUCAGGCCCCAAUCUAGGACAGCGGGAUGCUGGCAUUGCAGCUUGUCCCUUGAGGCGGCACCACGUGAAGUGGCACUGCCGGCUGGGGCCACUGGGGUGGGGGCCGGGAUUGAGAAGGAGACUCAUGUCUCAUUCAGAGCAGCUCUGCAGAGGGGAUCGGCAGGGACCAUGGUCUGUCCUCAGGCGGGCUCCCCAGACCAGGAGGGCUUCUUCAAUCUGCUGAGCCACGUGCAGGGUGACCGGAUGGAGGGGCAGCGCUGUUCGCUGCAGGCCGGGCCAGGCCAGACCACCAAGAGCGAGAGCGGCCCCACACCCGAGAUGGACAGCCUUAUGGACAUGCUGGCCAGCACCCAGGGCCGCCGCAUGGAUGACCAACGUGUGACAGUUAGUAGCCUGCCUGGCUUCCAGCCCAUGGGGCCCAAGGACGGAGCACAGAAACGAGCUGGGACCCUCAGUCCCCAACCCUUGCUCACCCCUCAGGACCCGACUGCUCUUGGCUUCCGUCGGAACAGCAGCCCCCAGCCCCCAACACAAGGCCCCUGAGGGCCUGAGCCAUCUUGGGCCUCACUUGGCCCCCAAAAGCUGAUAAAAGAAAUAAAACACUUCCAUGAGCAACAAGGAA